CAAUGAGACAAUUUUUUGAUUUUGAUGACGUUUUAGCGAUUGCAGGUUAGGUUAAAAGUCACCUUCACGUAAUAAUUUCUGUAUAAAUUGCUAAAUAACAGCGAAUUUUUCACACUCUAUGUAAUAAAAAUUUGCCGACUCAAAAAACCGCACAGUGAACCUAAUUACAAAGCAAACUUGUCAAACAUGUCUGUGAUUUUUCUUUCAAAACAAACCAAAGAGGAGUUCAAGAAGUUUUUCAGCUCUUUCGAUACUGUCCUCUUUGACUGUGAUGGAGUUUUAUGGCUAGACAACGAACCCAUUUCUGGUUCUGUCCCAGUUGUAAACAGGCUUCGCGAACUUGGUAAGAGAAUAUUCUUCGUUACAAAUAACUCGACAAAAAUGCGAAAUGAAUUUGCUGUUAAGGCGAAACGAAUGCAUUUUAAUAUUGAAACGGACGAAAUCAUAUCAACGGCAUACUUGGCAGCGGCCUAUUUGAAGAACAUGGGUUUUAAACAGUCAGUUUACGUAGUAGGCUCGAGGGGAAUCACCCAAGAGUUGGAUGCUGUUGGUAUCAAGCAUUACGGAGUUGGGCCAGAUGUUUUGCAAAACGCUCUCGUUCAUGUUAUCGAAAAUUUCCAAAUGGAAAGUGACGUAGGUGCUGUGAUUGUCGGCUAUGACGAGCACUUCUCAUACGUAAAAAUGAUGAAAGCGGCCUCUUAUCUAAACAACCCAAAUUGCAUUUUUAUUGCCACUAAUACCGAUGAGCGAUUUCCCAUGAGUACCGAUUUAGUCAUCCCAGGAACCGGGGCUAUUGUUGCAGCGGUGGAGACGUGUGCCCAGCGCAGUCCCAUCGUUGUGGGCAAACCCAAUCCAUACAUUGUGGACGAUCUCAUUAAAAAAUACGGAAUUGUGCCCAAAAGAACACUCAUGAUAGGCGAUCGUGUUAACACCGAUAUUUUAUUGGGGACACGAUGCGGUUUCCAAACCUUGUUGGUACUAUCGGGGGUUACAACGUUGAAAGAAGCAGUAGCUUUGAAAGGCUCACAUAGGAAGGAAGACAAAGAAAUGGUGGCUGAUUUCUACUUAGAGAAGUUGGGAGAUAUACUGCCACUUUUAGAUUAAAAUUUUAAAGUAGACCAAUUAGACCAAUUCUUAACUUAUUUAUUGUUACUAGGUAUCUUAACUACCUCCACGCAUCAGUAGAUAAGAAAAUGUCUGUUAACUCAGAUUUAAGGACAGUGUCAAAAUGCCAUAUAAAUAAUACUUUAUGUUGAA
Tribolium madens (black flour beetle) is the source of this 1257-nucleotide messenger RNA. Its product is annotated as glycerol-3-phosphate phosphatase-like. The record is from RefSeq and is a predicted model, not a curated record. The transcript has 4 exons. Bases 187 to 1104 code for a protein of 305 amino acids. Gene Ontology annotation, molecular function: phosphatase activity. Gene Ontology annotation, cellular component: cytoplasm. Lineage: Eukaryota; Metazoa; Arthropoda; Insecta; Coleoptera; Tenebrionidae.